Molecule: messenger RNA, 1509 nt
Organism: Pestalotiopsis fici W106-1
Lineage: Eukaryota; Fungi; Ascomycota; Sordariomycetes; Amphisphaeriales; Sporocadaceae
Exons: 4
Coding region: 1-1509 (502 amino acids)
Biological process (GO): transmembrane transport; carbohydrate transport
Cellular component (GO): membrane
Molecular function (GO): carbohydrate:proton symporter activity
Source: RefSeq, a predicted model, not a curated record
AUGAAGAACCCGCUUGCCAGCCUCCAUCAGGGUGGCGACACCUCAGAUAUCCCUUCAGAGGUUUAUGGAUAUCGCCCUUAUCUGCUUGCCAUUUCGGCGGCAUGGGCAUCAGCAAUGUAUGGUUAUGAUUCGGCCUUUAUCGGCGGAACAUUGAGUCUCUCUUCCUUCAAACACGCAUUUGGUCUCGAUACGGUCUCAUCGGCUGAGCUCACUGCGCUCUCAUCACACAUCGUGUCUACGUUUCAAGCUGGGGCAUUCUUUGGCUGCAUCAUUGGAUUCUUCACCGCCGAGCGCUUCGGCAGGAAGCCCAUCAUCAUGGCCUCGGGCGUUGUCUUCAUCAUUGGAGUCAUCCUCCAGAUGAUUGGCAUGAUUGGUCUGCUCUAUGCCGGUCGUGUCCUCACAGGUUUGGCCAUUGGUGCCAGCAGCACCCUCCUACCGAUUUACAUUGCCGAGUGCUCGCCCGCGCUUAUUCGAGGUCGACUGGUCGGCAUUUUCGAGAUUAUGCUGCAGAUUGCCUUGGUCUUUGGCUUCUGGGUCAACUAUGGUGUCAACCGAAACAUCUCGUGGUUGGUAUCAGCAAACCGGAUUGAGAAGGCCAAAAAGGCCUUGUGCUGGGUUCGAAAUUUGCCUGAGAAUCAUCCAUACAUCCAACAAGAGCUCAACGAGAUCCAAGCUUCCGUAAACCACGAACUCGAGGCAUCUGGCGGCCGCCGUUCGACGACUCAGAUCUUUCGCGAGCUUGUUGCACCCGGCGUACGUGGCAGAGCUGCCGUGAGUGUCCUUCUCAUGUUGCUUCAGAACUUGACUGGUAUCAAUGCAAUCAACUAUUAUUCGCCCACGAUCCUCAAGUCUAUUGGCUUCUCAGGAACAAGUGUCAAUCUACUCGCAACCGGUGUAUAUGGCCUCGUCAAAAUGUUCACAACAGUCAUCUUCAUGGUUUUUAUCGUGGACCGCUUCGGACGACGUCUUCCCCUGCUAGUAGGUGCCAUAGGCGCCAUGGUCGCCAUGUACUAUCUGGCCGGCUAUUCGAAGCUCUCGGGCUCAUUCAGUGGAACCGCCCCUGCUGACUCGGGAAGUCAGGCCGCGCUUGCCAUGAUUUAUAUUUACGCCAUAUUCUAUGGAUUCUCCUGGAAUGGCAUCCCUUGGAUCUUUGCUUCCGAGGUCCUUCCCAACCGUGUCCGUACUUUGGGCAUGAUGUGUGCGGUGUGCAUGCAAUGGUUGGCUCAAUUCAUCGUGGUGUACAGUCUGCCUUAUAUGGUGGCACGGAUUACUUACGGAACCUUUAUCUUUUUCGGUUCAUGUACGGUCGUGGCCUUUUUCUUUGCCUUUUUCUUUGUUCCCGAGACCAAGGGUGUACCACUCGAGGAUAUGGACCUCAUCUUUGGUGUAGGCGCGCCCACCUUUGCCAUCCCAGCAAGGAAGAGAUACGAGGAGUCCAGAUCCGCCGGGCUCGGCGCUUUGCAGAUGGGGGAGAUUGAGAAACCAGGAACAGAGCAUGUAGAGGUCUAG